AUGGAGGCAUCAACUGGACGGAUUCCCAUUCAUGGAGAGGGAGAAGUCCAGAGCGCUCGUCCUGCAAACCCAAGUCCUUCUCCUGAAACUGUCCAGGAGGAAUCCGAUGCUCGAGGCUCUCCAGACCCCAGCCCGUCCAAACCAAGGACGGCCUCAGAUGAGUCGAACGAAGCUGAAACUUCUUCUAACUCGGCUAGCGACUCAGAAGAGCCCUCCACAACUUCCUCCGAGAUAAGGCGUCGUCUUGGCCCCUUAUCUGACCCUAGAUACAUUCUAGCUGACAGCGACUCGGCCAAGACAAAACUCAGAAAAUCUUGGAAAGGAGAUAUGAGUUCGGCCAGAUUCACAGACUCCCUCUGGAAGGAGUACAACAAAUCCGGCGCUGAGAAGAGGACGGAUACACUGAAAAAUGCCCCAACGUCCAAGGCGUUGGCGGAGAAGGUGGCCUCCAAGAAAAGACCGGCCACAACUGGUGAGGCACCACCACCCAAGAAAUCCAAAGGCUUCAUGGCCAAGAAGAAGAAGCCCUCUCGGCCGGCACCUAAAGUGGUGAUUUCUAUCCCGGCUGAGGAUGAGUCUCCGGCUACAGAGGAGAGGGCCAUGAUUCCUUAUGCCGGCCCCAUCGACCAGACUCCUCCUCUUACAUCUGAGCAACCAGAGGCAGUUGCUCAACUGGACGGGUCAGAAGCUAAGCCAGCUCAGCCGGACGCGACUUUAGACGGAUCGGCUUAUAAUGGACCAGUCGCCAAGCUGGUAGGCCAGAUGCCGGAGGCAUAUAGGACGACCUCCCGUUCUUCUGGCCUUGAAAUACUGGCCGAAGAGGAUGACAUCCCUAGGUAUGUUCACCGGCUAGAAUUUCAGGAGAGCCUGCACAAAGCUAACAUUAAAGGGGAGGAACCCCCCGUCUUCCAGGAGUCUUCAGAAGAUGAAGAGGAAGAAGAAGUUGAGGCCCAGGACGAAGAGAAUAACACUCCUCCAGAAGCUUAA
This is a messenger RNA of Beta vulgaris subsp. vulgaris (sugar beet), 987 nucleotides long. RefSeq lists its product as uncharacterized. NCBI's taxonomy places the organism in Eukaryota, Viridiplantae, Streptophyta, Magnoliopsida, Caryophyllales, Amaranthaceae. The record is from RefSeq and is a predicted model, not a curated record. The coding region runs from base 1 to 987 and encodes 328 amino acids. The transcript is spliced from 4 exons.